AUGAUUGUUUCGUUCUGGUACUCAUUUAUCCAUCCCGAUCUCAACAAUCAGGUUGGACGUGUUGUUGAUGCUCCCCAAGAUUUCUAUAGCAGUCGUAUGACCAAGAAAGAAAGAAAGCGGACGAUGUUGGACGAAUUGCUUAAUGAUCAGCGGCUUACGCAGUCAAAAAGAGAAAAGAUGUUCAUGGUUGUUAUCGCUUUGCUGCCUAAGUACAAAAGAGUUUUAACUCUUCAUCAACGCCUCGAGCAAUGA
This is a messenger RNA of Cooperia oncophora, 252 nucleotides long. NCBI's taxonomy places the organism in Eukaryota, Metazoa, Nematoda, Chromadorea, Rhabditida, Trichostrongylidae. The record is from the annotation of a GenBank genome assembly.